This is a messenger RNA of Komagataella phaffii GS115, 1677 nucleotides long. RefSeq lists its product as hypothetical. The transcript has a single exon. The record is from RefSeq and is a predicted model, not a curated record. NCBI's taxonomy places the organism in Eukaryota, Fungi, Ascomycota, Pichiomycetes, Pichiales, Pichiaceae. Bases 1 to 1677 code for a protein of 558 amino acids.
AUGUUUGAUUCCCUUCCGUUGGAUCAGUAUAGGGCCAACUAUCAGGCAAUUAAGGAGCACAAACCCAUUCCCUAUGGUGAUGCUAAGGGUUUAAUUCUCAUGUCAGACGAUAUCGAUUUGGAUCUGGUAUUGAGAAAACAUAUCCCAACCAAGAUUCUUGAGGAGUACUUUCAUAAACCUAGGGAAGGAGAUGCUAGUACUGACGGAAAAACACGGUAUGCUAGUGACACCGAAGAGCUGUUAAGAUUUUCCAAUGUGUUUAAAGACGACAGCAUUGAAAUUGGGAGAUCUAGGUCAAUGUAUGGAUCGCCAAAAUACUCAUCAUUCGAAAAGGAAAACAUACUAAGACCUUCUACCAAGGCUAAUCAAAAAGGGACAAAAUAUGACAUUGAUAUUGCCGGUGACCUGCUAGCCAGUUCUCACAAGUUUAUAUCCAACCUUCCCACCACUAAUAAGUAUGAAAAGCUACUAUCUUCAUCAAUAGAGAAGACCAUACGAGAGUUCAAGAGAUUGAAAGAGGAGAAUGAACAACUGAGGAGUAAGUCCAGCUCUCCCAGGAACACUGGGGCUCGUCAAUCAGAAGAACUGGUGUACUUGAAGGACGUAAACAAGACAUUAAUGGAAAGACUUCAGAAGGAAAAGGACAGUAAAGAACAGUUAACAAAAAUGGAAACUGAAUUAAAAGUGAAAGAUGAUUCUCUUAGAGAUUUAGAGUCACAAUUAGUAGAAAGGAAUCAACUGAUUGAUAGCCUGCGAGUUCAGCUAGCUGACAGGGAAAAGCUACUUGAAAAGUCGAAGAGCGAACUGGCCGAAAAGGAUCAUAUCAUUGAAACUAGAAACGUUCAGUUAACUGAAAAAGACCAAUUGGUUGAAAAAAUAAAAUCUGAGUUGGACACCAGGAAAAUAAUUAACGAGAAAGAAAACACUUCUAAGACGAGGAACUCUUUCGGCACUCACGACUCAGAAGUACAUGAAAAACAAUCAACACCUACCCAAGGUGAUUCUUCUGUCAAGCAAUCAGAAGCCGAGGCGGCAGUCUCCAGCAUUGCCCGUGAAUUACACCAAAUUAAGGAAAGUAUAACUUACUUGGGUAAAGAUCCUAAAAAGACAAAGCUGUUUGAAGAGAUCAAUGAGAUCAGAGAUCAGAUCAAAUAUCUUGAUCUCAAAAGAUUUGAAAAAGAGGAAGAAAUUGCCAAUUUAAAUGAGAAGGAACUAUACAUACAGCAGUUAUCAGGUCGUUCAGGCUACUAUUUUCAAGGUCCAAAUUUGGCCAAAGAGCAAUGGGAUUCUAUGCGUAAUCAACCAACUGCUUCCCCCAAACAUGACGCAAACAUGCAAGACUCUCCGACCUUUCGUCGUGCGCAGAGAGUGAAACAACCGUGUCCCACCUGUUUUCAGUCCAAUAUUUCUCCUACCCAGUCUACUCGGGACUCAAGAGCAAAUCAGUAUGCACAUAAUAACGAUAUCUACGUGAAUGACUUGGAGAAUAUUGAUCCGAACGAUUUUCUGUCCAAACUGACAGGUCCGGAAGAAAAUAGGAAAAAAGAAGAAGCUUUGAAUUACCUUGACUCUACUCGAUGUGCAAGAAAACAUGCACAAGGACAUACACAAGGAUCUAACCAUCUAGGGGACAUGGAGGAGAUACAUGAAGAGAUUGCAAACUCUGAAUACUACUAG